Amphimedon queenslandica is the source of this 2346-nucleotide messenger RNA. Its product is annotated as zinc finger protein 862-like. NCBI's taxonomy places the organism in Eukaryota, Metazoa, Porifera, Demospongiae, Haplosclerida, Niphatidae. Bases 1 to 2346 code for a protein of 781 amino acids. The transcript has a single exon. The record is from RefSeq and is a predicted model, not a curated record.
AUGAAAAGGAGCGCUACCACAAGUUAUUCCACUAGCGAUGAGGAUCUGUCUGGCUCAAAGAAAAGAAUGGUGCUAUUUACUACUUAUCAAAAGUGGAGGACUGAGCUGGAUAGAGAUUAUAAGACUGUAACAUGGUUAGAGUGUAAAACACUGCUGGUCUCGGGAAAGAAAGUAGUUGACAAGCUGAUGUGUGUCGUAUGUAAGCAGUUUAAGAGCAGUAUAAGUUGUACAAGGAACUUUAGCUACAAGUGGAUUGAUGGGGCAGACUCCAUAUGGACCAGCAAUAUUAAGGACCACGCUCAGUCACAACAGCACGUUAAUGCCAUGCAGCUCUUCAGCAGGGAACAUGCAAAAGAGAAAAGCAUUUCUAUACAUUCACCUAUUGUUGACUCCCUGCAUACUUUGUCCAAUGAAGAUAGAGAAGCACUUAAGAGGAAAUUUGAUAUUGCUUAUUUCGUCGCCACUGAAAAGUUACCAUUGGCAAAGUAUCCCAAGCUAUGCGAGCUCGAAAAGAGGCAUGCAGUUCAUUUGGGCCAUUCGUAUCUUAAUGAAAAUUCUUGUAAGGAAUUUAUUAGCUACAUUGCAUCGUCAAAACAAGAGAAACUGUUAGAUAUAAUAUCUAAAGCCAAUUUCUUCUCUAUACUAUUAGAUGGUUGUACAGAUAAGGCUAACAUUGACAAUGAAGCCAUGCUUGUUCUUUGGUGUGACCAUACUGCUUCUGAUGAAAAGGUUCACUCAAGGAUGGAAUUCUUUUCUAUACUACAGCCUCAGCGUUUGAAUAGUGAUGGUUUGUAUCAUUGUCUGUUAGAUGGAAUUCAGUCUCUUGGAAUAUCUGCUAGUGAUGCUCCAACUUGUAAAAAAUUAGUUGGAAUUGCUACUGAUGGAGCUGCAGCUAAUAUUGCUUCAGCAGGUCUUAAAGGUUUGGUCGAAGAAAAAAUCCCAUGGAUAUUUUGGAUGUGGUGUCUAGCACAUCGUUUGGAGCUAUCGAUUAAGGAUGCAUUGAAAGGUACUUGGUUUGAUGAUAUUGAUAACAUGCUGCUCCAACUUUACUAUCUUUACGAAAAAUCGCCAAAAAAAAGUAGAGAGUUAGAAGAAAUAGUUCGUGAUCUCAGAGAAUGUCUCGUAUUUGAUGAUGCUGGUGUUAAACCUAUAAGAGCAUGUGGGACUAGGUGGAUUUGUCACAAGUUAAGUGCCAUGAAAAGAGUCAUAUCUAAAUAUGGUGCUUUCAUUGGUCAUCUGUCAUCUCUCUCUGAAGAUCGUUCAAUUAGAUCAACUGAUCGUGCUAAGUUAAAGGGAUUUUACAAUCGUUGGACAGAAGCCAAGUACAUAUUGGGAUGUGCUGUGUUUGUAGAUCUCCUAUCACCCUGUGCUACUUUUUCUAAAUGCAUGCAGAAUGAUGAUCUUGAUAUUUUGGGAGCUUUGACAUCACUUGUUAGAACAGUAAAGGAGACUGAUCAAUUAAGUAAACGACAAAUUGAACAUUGGCCUACAUAUAAUCUCAUAACAAGCAAAAUUACUGAGGAAGAAGGGGAACAUGUCUACCAGCUACAGAGAUUAAAGAGAUUUAGUGAAGCCAAGACAUACUAUGAUAGUCACUCAUCUGAUUACUGCACAGCCGUUACUUCAUGUAUCAAACACAGAUUAGAAUGGUCUAAUUUGGAUUUAAUGAAAGAUAUUAUCUUUAUGUUAUCUACUUGUGGCUGGCAAAAGAUAGUAAGCGAUCUUGAAGAUUUCAACAACAAAGGUGGUACCAAUCCUUUGUCUCCUAUUACCCAUUUAGUGGAACAUUUUGAAGUACCAUUACAAGGAGCUGAUGCCCAAACAAGUGAAAUCUUAUCUGAAUUUGAGUCUAUGUUAGUGUAUGCAAACCAAUUUAUCUCUCUCUCUACUAUGAUUUAUCAGUGUGUUUGGUGGCGUCUUUUUAAUGCACCUACAGCAUCUGAAUGGUCAAAUGUUUUACUACUAGCAGAGCUCUUGUUUUCUCUCCCUUCUUCUAAUGGAAAGUUGGAGCGGUUAUUUUCAACGUUCAACGUCAUCAAAGGUACAAGAAGGUCAUCACUUAGUAACAACACAGUCAAAGAUCUUAUUACUAUUAACUCUGAUUGCUUACCUUUGCACAGUUUCAAUGCAGAUAGAAGUGUAGAACUCUGGUGGAAGGCAAAAACAAGACGAGUAGAUCAGCAGCCACGUAAACCAUAUAGGAAGCGUUGUGGUACGAAAGAUCAAACAUGCUCAUCAUCAUCAGUAUUAACAGGUGAGGAAGAGUCUGAGUCAGAAGCUGAUGAAAGCACUUUAUUAGAAGAUUGGGAUAAUUGGCUUAAUGAUGAUUCUCCAACUGAUAUUUGA